Molecule: messenger RNA, 737 nt
Organism: Labrus bergylta (ballan wrasse)
Lineage: Eukaryota; Metazoa; Chordata; Actinopteri; Labriformes; Labridae
Gene: ss18l2
Product: ss18, like 2
Source: RefSeq, a predicted model, not a curated record
GAAGAACAAGCGACCGUAACCGGAAGUGGUAUGUUGUAAACAACCGCGACUAACCUGUCUCAAAAUGUCUAUUGUUUUCGUCCCAAAGAAACUUCGCGGAAAAGCGAAAAUCAAUCAAGAAACAAUACAGAGGCUGCUGGAUGAAAACGACCAGUUAAUCAGGUGCAUCAGUGAGUACAUGCAGAAAGGACGAGCAGGGGAGUGUGUUCAAUACCAGCAGAUCCUGCAUCGAAACAUCGUCUAUCUGGCAACUAUAGCUGAUGCCAGCCCAGACACAACGCCCUCUUCUUCAAGUUCUACCUCCAGUGAAACCCUAGCACCUGCUGCGGAUGGACAUGGAAUGACGUGAUAAUGGCAGCCAUCUGUCAGUGCUGCUGGGAUUUGUUGUUUUUGUAUGUUGUUGGGAAUGUUUUUUACAUGACAAAACAGUUCUUGUAAAUAUGUCUUUUUUUCAGACAUAUUACUUCGCUGUUAUCAUCCAAGUUGUACAUAAAGGAGAAGUUUGCUGUUUUUAUUUGAAACUACCAUAUGAAAUAACUUCUUGCAGUGCAGUAGUUCAAUUUGUGACACAAUAUACAUUCUCAAAAACCCUUGAUGUAUUGAUUCAUCAUUUACUUCCAGAGUAGUUUUAGUUAUUACCACAGGUAAAUCUUUAUAGAGUGCACAAAAACUAACUGUUAUAUGGUAAAAUGUCACUUCAUUUUAAUGCACAUUAUGUUUGUAAAAGUUAAAUUGGA